AUGUGUUGGGCAGCUGAUAGUAUAAUAGGUAAACCUAGAGUAUACCCAAAAUAUGGUGAUAUUCCUGGAGCAUGGGCCCAAGGACAAAAAGAUUCAAAACAGUUUAUUGAGGUGGAAUUUGACCAAGAAAUCUACAUUCAAAAGAUAGAAAUAUAUGAAACCUACCAUGCUGGGGCUGUAAAAACAAUUUCUGCUAGGAAACCAAACAAUAAUUAUGAAGUUAUAUGGAACACAAAAUCAGUCACCAACAUGAACCGCAGCAGAAUAUUUUCACCAGAUUUAAAGAGACUUUCAUUUCUAUGUAAGGUUUUGAGGAUUAAUAUAGACUGUACAGCAUCAAAAUCAUGGGUGGAAAUUGAUGCUAUAAAGAUUACUGGAACAGUACCAUAUCCUCACAACCAAACAGCACCUUCACCAGUUAUCAAUAACCAAUCAGUGCAUAACCCAAACAAUGUUGACCAGUGGGUAUCCAGAGUUGUUAACUAUUCUUCCCAAUAUGAUGAUAAUUCCUGGCCUGCAUCUUGUAUUGCUGGAGAACCAAGAGUCUAUCCAAAGUAUGGUGAUAUAUCAGGAUCAUGGGCCCAGGGGACCUUAGAUGCUAAUCAGUUUGUUGAGGUAGAAUUUGCAGAAAAGAUUUUCAUAGAAAAAAUAGAUAUUUAUGAGACAUAUCAUGCAGGAGCAGUGAAGAAAAUUUUAGCCAAACGUCCAAAUGGAGAGUGGUGUACGGUGUGGGAGACAUCAAGAGCAAUCUGUCAGAACAGCAGUAGGAUAUUUUCACCAUCAUUUCAGAAAUUGAAUUUUCGAUGUAACGCACUGAGAAUUAAUGUUGAUUGUACUGUAUCUGGAUCAUGGGUGGAAAUUGAUGCCAUCAAAAUCUCAGGAACUAAGUUCAAUUUUGACAUCCCACCAGCACCAAAUGAUAUCACAAAUGAUUUAGCCAAACUUGUCAAUAGUUCAGUGUUUAGUGAUAUCCAGUUUGAUGUAAAUGGAGUUAAAUUCCUUGCUCACAGAGCCAUCUUGUGUGUCAGAUCUGAGUACUUCAGGGCUAUGAUUCAUUUUGAAGAAAAUGGUUCAAGGGCUCGUGGACAAGGAACAACACAACCAACUGCCCCUCCCCUGCCAUCUGAAGAAGUGUACCAACCUGAACAGAUGUGUAAUGCACCUCCAUCUUAUGACUCUGUAACUCAAUACCAACCUGAGAUGCCCUCUGGACCAGUGUCUGGACUAGUGCCUGGACCAGCUCAAUAUCACAACCAACAACAAACCCAGGCUCAGUCACCAAUAAAACUGAAGGAUGUGGAGCCAGGAGUAUUUGCUGUUGUAUUACAUUAUGUAUACACAAACAGAAUUCGACCAUUUUGUUCACCACAUGUUCUGCCACAUGUCUGGAGAAUUGCUGAUAGAUUUGCUAUGGAUGGUUUAAAGGCGCUGGCUAUCUUACAACUGAAUACUUCAUUAACAAUAGACAAUGUUAUAGAUAUUUAUCAAAAUGUGAUAUACGGACUUCCUGUUAGUGAUAACAUGAAAGAUGUGUGUGAACUUUUUAUGCAGAAUCAUAUGGCAGAGGUUGUUAGACAUAGAACGUUUAUGAAUUUAAACAAAAAACUUGUGGCAGAAUUAACAAGGAAAAUGGUUAAAACUGGGAAAUAA
Mytilus californianus (California mussel) is the source of this 1650-nucleotide messenger RNA. RefSeq lists its product as uncharacterized. The coding region runs from base 1 to 1650 and encodes 549 amino acids. Gene Ontology annotation, biological process: regulation of proteolysis; proteasome-mediated ubiquitin-dependent protein catabolic process. Gene Ontology annotation, cellular component: cytoplasm. The record is from RefSeq and is a predicted model, not a curated record. Gene Ontology annotation, molecular function: ubiquitin protein ligase binding. NCBI's taxonomy places the organism in Eukaryota, Metazoa, Mollusca, Bivalvia, Mytilida, Mytilidae. The transcript is spliced from 12 exons.